Sorex fumeus (smoky shrew) is the source of this 1052-nucleotide messenger RNA. It is a transcript of the gene GNB3, whose product is annotated as G protein subunit beta 3. Gene Ontology annotation, molecular function: signaling receptor complex adaptor activity; protein binding. The transcript has 9 exons. NCBI's taxonomy places the organism in Eukaryota, Metazoa, Chordata, Mammalia, Eulipotyphla, Soricidae. Bases 11 to 1033 code for a protein of 340 amino acids. Gene Ontology annotation, cellular component: cytoplasm; heterotrimeric G-protein complex. The record is from RefSeq and is a predicted model, not a curated record. Gene Ontology annotation, biological process: G protein-coupled receptor signaling pathway.
ACCUGCAGCCAUGGGGGAGAUGGAGCAGCUGCGGCAGGAAGCAGAACAACUCAAGAAACAGAUUGCAGAUGCCAGGAAAGCCUGUGCCGACAUCACCCUGGCGGAGCUGGUAUCCGGCCUCGAGGUGGCGGGACGGGUCCAGAUGAGAACGCGGCGGACGCUGAGGGGGCACCUGGCCAAGAUCUACGCCAUGCACUGGGCCACUGACUCCAAGCUGCUGGUCAGUGCCUCGCAGGAUGGGAAGCUGAUCGUCUGGGACACUUACACCACCAAUAAGGUGCACGCCAUCCCGCUGCGCUCCUCCUGGGUCAUGACGUGUGCCUAUGCCCCGUCGGGGAACUUCGUGGCCUGCGGGGGACUGGACAACAUGUGCUCCAUCUACAGCCUCAAGUCCCGGGAGGGCACGGUCAAGGUCAGCCGGGAGCUGUCUGCACACACCGGUUAUCUCUCUUGCUGCCGCUUCUUGGAUGACAAUAACAUCGUGACCAGCUCAGGGGACACCACAUGUGCCCUGUGGGACAUUGAGACCGGGCAGCAGAAGACAGUGUUCGUGGGCCACACCGGGGACUGCAUGAGCCUGGCCGUGUCCCCCGACUUCAAACUCUUCAUCUCGGGCGCUUGCGACGCCAGCGCCAAGCUCUGGGACGUGCGAGAGGGGACGUGCCGGCAGACGUUCACGGGCCACGAGUCGGACAUCAAUGCCAUCUGUUUCUUCCCCAGCGGAGAGGCCAUCUGCACCGGCUCGGACGAUGCCUCGUGCCGUCUGUUCGACCUGCGGGCGGACCAGGAGCUGGCUACCUACACCCACGAGAGCAUCCUCUGUGGCAUCACGUCCGUGGCCUUCUCCCUCAGUGGACGCUUGCUCUUUGCCGGCUAUGACGACUUCAACUGCAACGUCUGGGACUCCAUGAAGGGCGAGCGUGUGGGCAUCCUCUCUGGCCACGACAACAGAGUCAGCUGCCUGGGGGUCACAGCUGAUGGCAUGGCCGUGGCAACAGGCUCCUGGGACAGCUUCCUCAAAAUCUGGAACUGAGGCGGCUCGAGGAGGGGGG